CGAUUCUCAGUUUUCAAUUUCUAAAUGCUACAAUUUCAGGAUGGUAAUGUGAUUUGUAUUAAAGAAAGCUGCCCUCCACUUAAUUGUCCCUUGGCGGAAAGAUUACCAGGACAAUGUUGUGCUCAGUGUCAAGAAUGUACUUAUAAAGACCGUUCUUACAAGAAUGGAGCAAUGUGGUUCUCAGAUGACGACUCCUGCACCUCUUGUAUCUGCCAUGAUGGUUCUGUUACAUGCUCGGAACUCCAGUGUAUCGUGCCAUGUUCCAAUUACGUUGAAGAACCAGAUCAAUGCUGUCCUGUGUGUCCAAGUAAGGCAAUAAGUAUUCUCAGCUUAAUUCUUGUCUGUAGGAGCUGUGCAGAAAUCGUUCAGUUUUGUGUUGUUAAAAUUGUUCACGUUCAAUACCAACUAGAAGGCACAAAAGAGGCAACUUCUAAAAGUUUUUCCUCUUAA
Messenger RNA from Octopus sinensis (East Asian common octopus), 450 nucleotides. RefSeq names its product kielin/chordin-like protein. NCBI's taxonomy places the organism in Eukaryota, Metazoa, Mollusca, Cephalopoda, Octopoda, Octopodidae. The coding region runs from base 25 to 450 and encodes 141 amino acids. The record is from RefSeq and is a predicted model, not a curated record. Gene Ontology annotation, molecular function: protein binding. The transcript has 2 exons.